Molecule: messenger RNA, 1003 nt
Organism: Myotis davidii
Lineage: Eukaryota; Metazoa; Chordata; Mammalia; Chiroptera; Vespertilionidae
Product: ninjurin-1-like
Biological process (GO): tissue regeneration; cell adhesion
Cellular component (GO): membrane
Source: RefSeq, a predicted model, not a curated record
ACGAGCUCAACGGUAACCUGCGGCGGGACUCGGCUGCAGCGGCGGCAAUGGCGGUGGCCGUGUGCGCCAUGGACUCGGACCCCAGGGGGUACGAGCUCAACGGUAACCUGCUGCGGAACUCACCCAACGCCCAAACGGGCGCCCUGCCGAAAAGGCCCCUCAACUUGAACAGUUACGCUAACAAGAAGAGCGCAGCAGAGAGCAUGCUGGACGUCGCCCUGCUGAUGGCCAACGCCUCGCAGCUGAAGGCCAUCAUCAACGAGGGCCCUGAUUUCCAGUCCUUUGUCCCCCUGGUGGUCCUUAUCUCCAUCUCCCUCGUGCUGCAGAUCAGCGUGGGCGUGCUGCUCAUCUUCCUUGUCAAGGCCGACCUCAACAACCCAGCCAAGCACGCCAAGAUGAACUUCCUCAACGACCUGACCACUAGCCUUGUCUUCAUCAUCGUCGUGGUCAACAUCUUCAUCACUGCCUUUGGCUUAGCACCUGUAGUGGACCUGGCGCCCGGGCCGUAGGUCCUAGAUGCCCUGGAUUGUGCCUGGUCACAGCCACACAGACCCCAGAAACUGCCUCAGCCUUGGGGCCCACCUGCCUCUGUGCUGCACUUCCUGAAAAUGCCAGCGUCAAGACUAGACUGGAGAACAGUCGGACCAGUGUGAGUCCUGCUCCAUCCUUGGCUCCUCCUCCCCCUGAAGCAGGGGCAGCAAGGCCCAGAGGCAGAGCUAGAGAUCCCCAAGCAGGGCCAUGGCCAACAUAAGACAUGCUGCAGGCCUGAGGAGGGGCAGUUAGGGACCAGGGCCAGCCUUAGUCUUGAGAUAUUUCUAGAAGGACAGGAGAUGCCCCUCCUCAACCAAUGCACCCGCUGAGGGACCCCUGGCCCCUGCCUUUCCUGACCUGGUACAAUGAACCACCAGCUAAUGUGGCACCGCUGUGGCCGUGGACCAUGCACACACCUUCCACCAGCCCCGCUUUUCUAAGCACAAAUGACCAAUAAAACGAAUGCAUCUCC